AUGGUAUCUGUAAGUCUAUGGUUAAGCACAUGUGUCGCUAUUGAACGUAUAUUAAUAGAAUCUUCUAUAUUACAAUUAUUUAGUUCUCGAAAACAUUCAUUGAUUAUUUCCAUAUUUUUAUUUAUUAUUAUCAGUCUAUCACACAUUCAUCGAAUAUUCUAUCGUCAUAUAAUUACAAAUCCACUUGUGAAUAAUUUAGAAUUAUGUGUAUUUACUCCCUCAUCAUCAACUAAAAUAAUUGAUAAUCUCAUUGAAAUGUUACAUUUACUUGGUCCAUGUUUAAUUCACUUUCUCUGUGCUAUUUGGGUAUUAUUUCGAAUUGUAAAACAUAAAAUAUAUCUUAAUUAUCAUAUUCGAACAACACCAACUCAAUGGUUAUCAAUAUGGAAACAACAAAUAUAUAAUCACAAAGAUUUUUUUAUUCCACCACUAUUAAUUAUUAUUUGUAUAAUGCCAUAUGUGAUUAUAUUUCAUCUACUAAUAACAUGUUCGAAUACUUUAUUUCGAAUGCGUUUAAAUAUUAUUCUCAAUUUUCUUGUACAUAUACCAGAAAUAUUUACAUUCUUUAUAUAUAUUUAUCCAUCAAAAAUCUAUUGGGAACAAUUUUUACAAACAAAAUUUGAAGAAUUACUACGAUGUUACUGUUGUUUUACAAAAGUACAAGAUAGAAACGGAAAACUUUAUUUUUAG
Molecule: messenger RNA, 690 nt
Organism: Adineta steineri
Lineage: Eukaryota; Metazoa; Rotifera; Eurotatoria; Adinetida; Adinetidae
Source: the annotation of a GenBank genome assembly